AUGCCGUCGUACCAGCCGUGGAAGCAGUCCCGGCCGGAGUGGAAAGGCUGCACUGCAGAGCAGUGGGCCGCCUCCCGCUGCAAGACCGACGACUACAUCGCACCCACGAUGCCCAAGGGUUCUGCGCCCGGCAAGAUGUGGUCCUUUGGCGUCUGCCAAAAGGGGGCGGUGGUACGAAGCAGUGGCGCUGCCUUUGCCCGACGGCUGGACCACGCGGAACGGCACUUCAGGAACAAGCACCCAAAGGAGUUCGACGACGCCAAUAACGCGGCUGAGGCCGUGCCAGCAGCCGCGUGCAACCUCGCAUCCUUCGGCUUCACCAUCUCUCUCGGCCUCGCGAUGCUCUGCGUGCCGCUCGUUAUCUCGACGUGUGUAUGGACGGUCUGGACUCUGGCCGCCGUCGGACCCGCCCGCAAGACCCUCUCAACCAUCCUCAUGUGCGGACUGGGUCCGCUUGUCCUGCCUCUCCUCUCCUCUAUUGUCCUCGGCAUCGCCUGGGUAGCCUUCAGCGUGCUGGCCGCAGCAGCUGCCACGCUGCUUCCCUGUGUGGUACUCCUCAGCGCUCUCUACUGGGGACUCGUCAGCGCGGCGGAGUUUCGCACCAGGGAGAGGCGAAAGCCGCAGGACGGCGCGCAGGACAUCACGUUCACAGAGAUGCUUCUGGCCAUCUUUGCCGCCGCCACCUCCCUCGCCGUCACCGGCCCGGUCGUCCUCCUCCUCACGCUGAUCAAGAGCCCGUUGGUGCUCCUCGGAGCCACUGUCUCAGCUUCAUCGCAAGCGCUUGGCGCAAUCUGGAAGUCAAGGGCUGGUCCGUUUGGCUCACUUCUGCUGCUGGUCCUGUUCGCCCUCGGGUUUUCGGUCGGCGUGCCUUGCCUCGCCAUUGCCAUCGCCCUCUCCGCGCUCGUCAAGCUCGUCGGGUGCGCGCUGUGGCCUGGGUACGUCGCGUGUGGCUGGCUGCGGACCGUUGGCGCCAAGCGCCGGGCCGUACACGAGUUCGGCGACCUCGCCCGGGGCGCACGGCGCGAGCUAUCGCCAGAGGUGAGGUGCGUCUCGUGGUUUCCGCCAGCGGUGAUCGGAGUCUUUGGUGGCCGGGUCGGCGGCGGCGGUGGGGAGUGGCGUGUGGAGGUGGGGAGGCUUGCGGCCAAGGCAGGCGUGGAGAGCGGAGCUUUCGAGAGGAUGUGGGGGGCAUUCUUUGCUGCCGUCGAAGCCUCCGGCCGCCGGUGCCUCGCAGAGGGCCUGUUGACUGAGGACGCCAUCCUCGAGGCGCAGCCUAGCCUAAUCGUCGGGCUGCCCUCCCUCGUGCUCUUCGAAGCCGUUGUGCGCUCGCCACCCAACGACGACGCGCUCACCUUGCGCGACGGCACCGAGCUCACAAAUAGCAGCCGACCGCGAGGCGCGUGGGCCGAUGCGCGCUGGGCCGAGCUGAUGCGGGCCAAGCACAAGUGGCAGCAGCACGAGGCGCGGAUCCUGUCCGGCCUGGGUAGCGACGCGCUGCAACGGUCGCGCCGUGCGUUGGAGGCGGUCCUCCUCGCUGGCGGCGAGGAUCCGACGGAGCUGUCGGAGAAGCUGGCGGCGCUGGUUGGCCCAGGGGAAGAGGAGCUGUCUGGUCCGGAGCGCGACGUGCGACAGGCACUCUACGUCGCCGCCCUCGCGUGCGCGGGACACGCCAUCUUCAAACGGCAUUGCAACGAUGCGCUGCAGGCGGUCCUCUCGGUCGACUGA
Messenger RNA from Emiliania huxleyi CCMP1516, 1722 nucleotides. RefSeq lists its product as hypothetical. The record is from RefSeq and is a predicted model, not a curated record. The transcript has 4 exons. NCBI's taxonomy places the organism in Eukaryota, Haptophyta, Isochrysidales, Noelaerhabdaceae. Bases 1 to 1722 code for a protein of 573 amino acids.